Messenger RNA from Cooperia oncophora, 465 nucleotides. The record is from the annotation of a GenBank genome assembly. Lineage: Eukaryota; Metazoa; Nematoda; Chromadorea; Rhabditida; Trichostrongylidae.
AUGUCACGACGAAAACAACUGAAGCCACAACCAGUCAAAGAGGAUGGAUCCCAGUCCUGCAGCGACGACGGCAACGAAAACAACUCUAAAAGGAAGCGACUACUUUUUGAAAUCUCCCAAGUGAAACCUGAGCCAUGUGACGACGAGACGGAAUCGAUCGCGAAUUCAAUCAAUAAUGAGCUGAAACUUGAGUGCCAAUUCUGUGGUUCGUCAUUCGACUCGGUAUCCGACUUGCAGACGCACACCCUCCGAGAUCAUCUACCAGUGCCGGCGCCAUCAUUGGAAUGUCAGCACUGUUUUGCCGUGCUGCCAUCGUUUGCCGCAUUUGUGAUGCAUAUGAGAGGGCAUCUGAACGAUCGUGAAGAGACUAGCAGAUGUCCGCGAUGUCCCCUCUCCUUUAACGACACGCAGGUGGGCGGAGACAUCGUUUUUACGGCAAUUUCCGAAUGGAUAUACGCUUCAUAA